AUGGCUCCGAUCAUUAACGUUGCGGAAGGUCUGCUGGGCAAGCCACUUCCAACGAACAAAUGGUGGGGUAACAUCAUCCACACUACCGCUGAAGAGAUGAAUACGAAAGCCAACCCUGGCUGGUCCAACCCGUACGCCGUCAAGCUGCCGAAGGAAGCUCCGUACGGCAUCCAAGCUUGUUACUCGUACAACUACCGGCAGUUGUCCGCUAUCACCGAUGGCGUCGCGGAGCUUUAUCUGCACGACUUUGUCAACGACCUCACGCUGUCGGCCACGGAAUUUGCCGGUGAAGCCAAGCCCACGUAUGAGAUUUACGCCUUCAGCGACUUUGGCAUCAACGUUCGAGCCUGUCUCGAGAACAAGGAGCAGUGCUUGGACUCUGCUCUUGUGCACGGCAUGGCCUUCAUCACAGCCACGUACGACCGUCUGACCGCUCGGAUCGAGUCGGAAUACACCAUGGAGAUCGUGGACAAGUCGGUGCCAGGCAAGUACAUCCUUCAGCUUGGUGGGAACCAGACGUGGGUCGUGUACACUGGUAACAACGGCAGCUUUGCGCUCGACGAGUCGGGCAAAGCUCUCGUUUCCAGUGGGUUGUUCAGUGGCACCGUGCGUGUUGCCAUUCUACCAUCGAAAAAGGCCACUACCGUCUACGAUAAGUACCGAGCGUGUCACGUCCGUGGUGGCCACGUGUCUGUGGAGUCUCGUACUCAAUACCCGGUAAACUGGGAAACGGUGGGGAAGAGCUGUAAGACCAACGGGAUGCUUCACUUCGCACUGCCUCACCACCUCCCAGCGUUGAAAGGAGCCAUCACUGCUAAAAGCCCCAAAGCGAUUGUCCUUAAUUCGGCCACUCGAGGCAAAAUGGUCGCCCAAGUAGCCACGACUGGAAAGUGGGUCCUUUCGGAGCCUGAAGAUGAGUUGGAGGUGGACUUCUACCCAACCAGUAAACCGUCUGCCGAGGUUGUAGCAAAAGUGGGUCUUCUCCAGACUCUGCAGGCCGAUAUCGCUGACCACUGGGCGCUCAACAAGACGAGUUGGUACUUUAACGGCAAGCAGUACCAGAAGUACGCGUCGCAAGGACAAGAAGCUGCUCAGCGCAUGCCUGACGAAGCUCGAGAAGCUCCUUGUGCCGUUCCUGGACACACGCUGGAUCCUCCUCUCCACUACGAGACGUCGUACGGCGAUCUCCACACGACGUUUCGCUACAUGAGCAAGUUCGGCUGCUUGGGGCAUCUCUCUACUGGGUCGGCUCUGUUCGGGGUAUGGUGUCCCAUCCAGCCUGCCGAUGAGAUCAUGUGGGGUCAACUUGACGGCUACCACAUCGCCCUACCGCACCAAUCGCGCCAACAGGAGUCAUGCACGUCCAAGCUCAGUAUCUCCACUACGGCAACACUUACGACAUCCCAUUACACGCCAGCACUCGACAACCCCACUACCCGCCAGAGUUCGACACCACUCACUUUCCACCAGAGCGCCACACUACUCGCUGCCCGCCAGAGCUCGUCUCCACCUACUGCCCGCCAGACCUGA
Molecule: messenger RNA, 1530 nt
Organism: Phytophthora infestans T30-4
Lineage: Eukaryota; Oomycota; Peronosporomycetes; Peronosporales; Peronosporaceae
Product: glycoside hydrolase, putative
Exons: 5
Coding region: 1-1530 (509 amino acids)
Molecular function (GO): endo-1,3(4)-beta-glucanase activity
Source: RefSeq, a predicted model, not a curated record